Messenger RNA from Myotis daubentonii (Daubenton's bat), 2385 nucleotides. It is a transcript of the gene POU2F3, whose product is annotated as POU class 2 homeobox 3. NCBI's taxonomy places the organism in Eukaryota, Metazoa, Chordata, Mammalia, Chiroptera, Vespertilionidae. Gene Ontology annotation, biological process: regulation of transcription by RNA polymerase II. The record is from RefSeq and is a predicted model, not a curated record. Gene Ontology annotation, cellular component: nucleus. Gene Ontology annotation, molecular function: DNA-binding transcription factor activity, RNA polymerase II-specific; RNA polymerase II cis-regulatory region sequence-specific DNA binding.
AGAGCCGCCCGCGCGGGAGAGGUUGCGCGACAGCAGCGCCCAGGGCCGGAGGCGUCCAGGCAGCAGCGGUGGGGGCGGGAGGAGGGGACCCUGGCUUCGCAGGGGGCCCGGCUGGGGCCCACGCAAGGAGCCUGGGGGGGCGCUGGUCUCGGCCCCGCCUGGGGCAGGAUGGUGAACCUGGAGCUCAUGCACUCAGAUAUCAAGAUGAGCGGGGACGUAGCCGAUUCCACAGAUGGUCACGGUGCCCUCAGCCAGGUGGACACAGGAAAUGAUCGAAACGGCCUAGAUUUCAACAGGCAGAUUAAAACCGAGGACCUCAGCGACUCCCUGCAGCAGACACUCUCGCACCGGCCAUGCCCCCUGAGCCAGGGACCUGCCAUGAUGCCCGGAAGCCAAGUGUCUGGGGACCUGCCGUCCCUCCAUCCCCUCCAGCAGCUCGUGCUGGUGCCCGGCCACUUGCAGUCCGUCUCGCAGUUCCUGCUCUCGCAGACUCAGCCGGGGCAGCAAGGUCUGCAGCCCAAUCUUCUCCCCUUCCCACAGCAGCAAAGCCCCCUGCUCCUCCCACAGCCUGGACCCGGCCUGGCAUCCCAGGCUGUCGGGCGCCCGGGGCUGCCGGGACCCUCCUUAGACCCCCACCUGGAAGUGCCCCAGCAUCUCCCGGGGCCGAAGCAUCUGCCUGGUUCUGGGGGCGCUGAUGAGCCCAGCGACCUGGAGGAGCUGGAGAAGUUUGCCAAGACCUUCAAGCAGAGGCGCAUCAAGCUGGGCUUCACACAGGGGGACGUGGGGCUGGCGAUGGGGAAGCUGUACGGCAACGACUUCAGCCAGACCACCAUCUCACGGUUUGAGGCCCUCAAUCUGAGCUUCAAGAACAUGUGCAAGCUCAAGCCGCUGCUGGAGAAGUGGCUGAGCGACGCCGAAGCCUCCCCGGCGGACCCCUCGGUGAGCACCCCCAGCGCCGGCCCCGCCUUCACCGAAGUGUUCGGGAGGAAGAGGAAGAAACGCACCAGCAUCGAGACCAACAUCCGCCUGACCCUGGAGAAGAGGUUCCAGGAUAACCCCAAGCCGAGCUCAGAGGAGAUCUCCAUGAUUGCAGAGCAGCUGUCCAUGGAGAAGGAGGUGGUGAGGGUCUGGUUCUGCAACCGACGCCAAAAGGAGAAGCGGAUCAACUGUCCUGUGGCCACACCCAUCAAGUCACCUGUCUACACGUCCCGUCUGGUCUCUCCCUCCGGGUCUCUGGGCCCCCUCUCCAUCCCUCCCGUCCACAGCACCAUGCCUGGAACAGUGACCUCGUCCUGUUCCCCUGGGAGCAGCAGCAGGCCCUCCUCGCCCAGCGCAGGCCUCCCCACUUCUCAGCACAACGCCAAGGCAGCGGCCAACUCCUCCAGCCUUGGCGCUUCAGGGCCCUGGUACCGAUGGAAUCACCCCACCUACCUGCACUGAGCCGCGGGCAGCACCUCCGCCCCACAGACGCUCCCAAGCGAGCGGAGGGCACCACCACGAGCCUGAGCUUGCCUUCUCCAGACAAGGCUUCGGAGGCCUAGACCACGACUGGCUCGCGUGGGGCCCCCAUGCCCUGGAAACACGUCCAUCCCGGAGCUGGCCUUCCUGCCCGGCCCGUCGCUAGUUCUGUUUCAGGCAGCGUUGCUGCCCAGGCCUUUCUGAGAAAGGACAUCUCGCCUUUGUUCUCUGCCUCUUCCGGGGACAGCACGCUGGGUGCCAGCCAGCAGGGUUCCAGCUCCUGGGACAGCCACGCUGGGUGCCAGCAGGUUUCCAGGUCCUGUGACUGCCACGCAGGGUGCCAGCCAGCAGGGUUCCAGCUCCUGGGACAGCCACUCUGGGUGCCAGCAGGUUUCCAGGUCCUGUGACUGCCACGCAGGGUGCCAGCCAGCAGGGUGCCUGCUCUGAGCGCCUUCUGAACCCGGGAGGAGCUGUGAAUCUGCCGCCUCGGGCAAAGCCUCACCGUUUCCUCUGCUCAGCAGCUUUUUCUGACUGAAUCUCUUUCACCCGGUUUCUCCGUGGCCCUGCCCCCUUGCAUGGGACCAAACCCACUCAUGCUUUCGUUCUCGAAGUGCCCUCCUCUUUAGAGAAGGACAGGUCCCUCCGUCCGGGCGUUUCUCUGCCCCCCGAGGCUCCCUGCCAGCUACACCUGUCACCAAGCCAGGAGCUUGUCCCUCCCACCUGCCCUCAGCUCAGCCUCCCUCCGUCUCCCGGCUGCAGAAGGAAGAACAAUGAUGCUGUCACAAUGCCUGUAUAGAGCCCUCUCCUGUUUUUUUUGUUGUUGUUUUUUUCCAUUAUGUUCUUCUCUCCUUACUGCAGAAUUUUCCAGCAAAAUGUUUAACUCAGGUGUGAAUUUCAAACGUGUCUCUGUAGUAUUUUAUUAUCUUU